This is a messenger RNA of Papaver somniferum (opium poppy), 1912 nucleotides long. RefSeq lists its product as uncharacterized. Bases 307 to 1674 code for a protein of 455 amino acids. The transcript is spliced from 10 exons. The record is from RefSeq and is a predicted model, not a curated record. Lineage: Eukaryota; Viridiplantae; Streptophyta; Magnoliopsida; Ranunculales; Papaveraceae.
UAUAAUGUGUAGAGCAAGCGGGUCACAUUUUCUUCCCUAUCCAUGCCAUUUUAGGAAAAUGAAAAUCCCUGCAGAUUGAAGGAAACUAUAGUGGAAACCUGUAUUUACCCAAUUGUGCGGAUGGAGCGAUUGCUCUGAACACAAAGAGAUGUGUAUGAGUUUGUUGAGUGUUUAGUCCAACUCUUGACUUUUCCUUCUGGUUGAGGAAGAGAGGAUAUUAACAAGGGUUUUCUGAAGAAAGCACAAUUGUAUUGUUUUCUUUAAUCAAUUAAAGAAGAAGGGAAGCAGGAGUAGUUCUGUAAAAAGAUGAUAUCAUCAAGUGUAUCCUUUUCAAUCUCCUCCUCUUCUUCCUGUGGUCUUUUUACACCACUUCUACAAUCCCCAUGGGGACAUCGCAAUUGCCGAUACCUCCAUCACCAUCACCACUGUCAGCAGCAGCAGCAGAAAAGGAGGUCUAAGGGUCCCAAUAUACUAUCAUGUCUGAGCCGUUCUCCUCCUCCUCCUCAAUCACCGGGCAAAGAGGAAAUGAGUGAAAAGAAAAACAAUACUACAGGAAUUCAACUCUACUCGGAGAUUGAAAGAUUGAUUACAGAAACUGCAAGGCAGUCCCAAGGUGGUUGGGGGAGUACUUCACGAGGAGAUUGGACCGAAAUUGAGGGUGCAUGGGUUCUAAGACCAAAAAACUCGCCACCAACAUCAGUUGUCCACUUUAUUGGGGGGAUUUUUGUCGGUGCUGCUCCGCAGCUCACGUACCGUUACUUUCUUGAGCGUCUUUCAGAAAAGGGUAUUUUAGUAAUCGCCACACCGUAUGCUAGCGGGUUUGAUCACUUCUUCAUUGCAGAUGAAGUGCAGUUCAAAUUCGACAGAUGCCUUCGGCUUUUACAUGAUACUGCAAAUGACCUUCCGACUUUUGGUGUUGGCCAUUCUUUGGGAUCUCUAAUCCACCUUCUGAUUGGCGCAAGAUAUGCUGUACAAAGAAAUGGAAAUGUUUUGAUGUCUUUCAACAACAAGGAAGCUAGCUUAGCUAUUCCAUUAUUCUCCCCAGUCAUUGUUCCGAUGGCGCAAGGCUUUGGUCCAGUUUUGUCUCAGCUCACAUCAUCUCCCACCGUGCGGCUAGGGGCAGAAAUGGCUAUGAAGCAGCUACAGAACCUUAGCCCUCCAUUAUUGAAACAAGUAAUGCCCUUGGUCGAGCAGCUUCCCCCCUUGUACAUGGAUUUAGUUAAAGGAAGAGAAGAUUUCAUCCCAAAACCAGAAGAAACUCGAAAACUGAUAAAGUCAUAUUAUGGUGUCUCCAGAAAUCUUCUAGUAAAAUUCAAAGACGAUGCGAUUGAUGAAACUUCAGCACUUGCAAAUGUUCUAAGUUCCGAUUCCACCAUUAAUUCACUGCUGGAUAUGUCAAUUCGCUCAUUGCCUGGAGAUCAUGGACUUCCAUUGCAACAGGCCCUCCCAGAGGUUCCGCCGGCAAUGGCAGAUGCGGUGAACCGUGGAAGUGAGCUUUUGGCGAAUUUGACUGCGGGAACGCCAUGGGAGACGGUGGGUAGAGAAAUGGGCAGCACACUGGGAGGGGAUUCGAAGGUUCUCCGUGCACAAAUAUCAAAGGAUGUUGACCUGCUCGUGGAUGUGAUAAUAUCGUGGAUAGAAUCAAACUCAGCCCCAAGGCUUUUAAAGCCUUGAUUCUUGGAGAGAAUAGAUUGAUAAUACUAAUACAUAGCAUCAUACACGUCUUAAUUGUAAUGUGGUUCAGAAACUUGCAGCUGAAUGAAAAAUGGGAGGACAGAAAAGACGCCCUCUGGACUAUGGAGAUAGAUGUGUUUAUUUUACCAUACAUGUAUGUACAGAACUUUGUAAAUCUGAUAGUUAUGUAGAAUCAUCAAUUACCCUCGGUCUCAGGUUCGAGAUAUGAUUUUUGAGU